Chinchilla lanigera (long-tailed chinchilla) is the source of this 6708-nucleotide messenger RNA. It is a transcript of the gene Mmd, whose product is annotated as monocyte to macrophage differentiation-associated. The record is from RefSeq and is a predicted model, not a curated record. Bases 361 to 1335 code for a protein of 324 amino acids. The transcript is spliced from 9 exons. Gene Ontology annotation, cellular component: membrane. NCBI's taxonomy places the organism in Eukaryota, Metazoa, Chordata, Mammalia, Rodentia, Chinchillidae.
CCAGGGAUGAAUGGAGGCUGCUGGCCCGGGAUCCCAGAGGAAGCCCCGCGCCUUUCUGUUCCGCCUAAGUGGGUGAAAGUUCAGCUCUCCCGUGUUCGUGGGAACUCUCCAUGCCCAUGUCUGAAACCGGGCAGACAUCCCACUUCCAGACCUUCCCCACCAGCAGGCUGCAUGCGCGGCGGCGAGGAAUUUGGAAGAAAUGCAUGAAAUCUCCCAAGGAGAUUAUUGUUGAGUUUUUAGAUACUGCCUUUUAUUUCAAAGUGCCUAUUUUUUUUUUUUUUUUUCUUUUCACUCCUUUUUCCUUAACGGCCCACUCACCCAUUGUGUGUAUCUCAUUCCGCCUCCGGUCCCAAAAGUUUCAUGAACCAUCGGGCCCCAGCCAAUGGCCGUUACAAACCAACUUGCUAUGAACAUGCUGCUAACUGUUACACACAUGCAUUCCUCAUUGUUCCGGCCAUCGUGGGCAGUGCCCUGCUCCAUCGGCUGUCCGAUGACUGCUGGGAAAAGAUAACAGCAUGGAUUUAUGGAAUGGGUCUGUGUGCCCUCUUCAUCGUUUCCACAGUGUUUCACAUCGUGUCAUGGAAAAAGAGCCACUUAAGGACAGUGGAACAUUGUUUUCACAUGUGUGAUAGGAUGGUGAUCUAUUUUUUCAUUGCUGCUUCUUACGCUCCAUGGUUAAAUCUCCGAGAACUUGGACCACUGGCAGCUCAUAUGCGUUGGUUUAUCUGGCUCAUGGCAGCUGGAGGAACCAUUUAUGUAUUUCUCUACCAUGAAAAGUAUAAAGUGGUUGAGCUCUUUUUCUAUCUCACAAUGGGAUUUUCUCCAGCCUUGGUGGUGACAUCAAUGGCGCCUGGAGUCCUGGAGAAAGGAGGAAGUCUGUUCCUGAGGGAAGAGCGCAGCAGUGUCGGGAUAUGGUCUCCACACACCGAGCAGGUCCCUCCUCUGUACAAAUGGGGCAUAAACCAUUGCCAACCCACCUUCAGGGCAGCUGGUGCAUCAAGGCUGCAGGAUAACCGAUGCAGAAAACUCUCCACAAUUGGUGGUUUUGAAGAAACACACUGGGAUGGCUUUUCCACGAGAGGAUGUUGUCCUGCGCCCUCAGCAGAAGCUCCACAUGCUUGGCCGCUCUUCGUGGAAAUACUGGUUGCCAGAGCAGCUGUGUCAGCCCAGCUUCCCCAGAAAAGACGGGAAGGCAGGCGGGGAGCCCUCUGUAACCCAAGGGCUUUGUUCCAGGGACAACUCCCCAGAGUGGGCCACACAGGAAACCAGAUCCAGAAAGAGGAGAGAUGGCAACAGAAAAACAAGGAGGGAAAGAACAGAAGGAAGGCAAACUAAGAAGGCCCAGGCAGUUUUCAAACUUUAAGAGACAUGUCGCUGAGGAUGGGUUUUGCUUGUUGAGAGCAGAAGUUGACUUCUGUAGGAGGACAGUUGGCUGAAGUAUGAAGACACUUUGGAACAUGCUUUUCACUUCCAGAGGAGUUUACUUUCCCAUCCCCUGUCCCUGAACCCUCUCUGUAACUGGUAAUACUUUUGGAGUACUUCUUAGUGUCUUUUUCUCUCAUUGAUAAAUCUAUUUCCCCAAGGUCAUCUGUCACGUUGCCCCUGCAAAAGAAAAAUUAGGGCAGAAGGAAGACAUGGUGUUAGUGGAACUCCCACUCCGAGGGAAAGGAUGGGAAAAGGUUUUCAUGUCUGAGGAGGCUCAGAAGAGAGGGAAGACAGGGCAAGAGGUACGGGGGGGUGUUUUGACUCCUCCAUUCAAGGUCAAACCUAGGAUGGUUUCUAUUUGGAGGGGAGGGAGGAUGUUCAGCAGGACCAUGCCGAUAAGAAAAUAGAACUGCGAACUCUUCUUAAGUCCAAAAUUCUUAGAAAUGGCUCAUGGUUGGCCCAGUACAGCAUCUACAAUACAUAGGGUAGCUGGUAACCGGGGCUAAGGAAAGUGUGAAGGUGAAUGGACCAGAGGUCUGCCUUGCUAAUAUUGGCAGACUCUAGUUUGGUGCAGGGAACACAUCUGAGGUCUCCCAGGAAGAUGCAGAAGCUGAAAAAAAUGAAAGACUAGAACAGUCUAAGAAGCCAAUAAGACAGCUGCAGGGUGCAGGAAUCUCCACAUGCAACUCAAAAGACCACAGUGAGCUUCUCUUCCCAGGGGUCUGUUCAGGCACCAAAUCAAAAAGAUGGCCCCAGAGAGCAGUAGACCCAUCAUAUGGAACAGAGAUCCCUUCCUUCUCUACCCUGAGAUUUGUAAUUUACACCUGCACCCAGAUAUAACCUAUGGAGAGAUGCCUUGGGAGGAACUAUCGUGGACAUUUAUACUUUGAAUUGAUCGAAUUUCUGAUUCAAAGAGAUUAAAUGGAAUGAAGUAGCCUAUUUUAAAUUAAAUUAUCUAAUUAAAUUAAAAAAGAAGAAAUUACCUUUAAUCGACCGAUUAAGUUUGGGGGGACUGAAAGAUUAAGCAAUUAUAGAUCAUUUUGGGGGGACUCAAACAUUAAGUCAAUUAUAGAUCACCCCCAACACACACACAGAAAUUGAGUGCAGUAUGAAAUUUUUGACCUGUCUAUAACAAUGACCUUAUGCAGCAGUACAAGUCAUUUUCACAUGUAUUACCAUUUUUGAACUUCAUCUCACAUCAGAAUAGGUGUUAUUAUUCUAACUCUACAGGUGCAGAAGAUGGUGGCUCAACAAAGGUAGCGCAAGUCUCCCUCUAGGGCUAUUUCAACUACAGACCACUGAAUCCCAGCCUAACGUCGAGGUUCUCACCUGGAGUAAUUUCUGGAGCUAGUUUUGGUUGUCAUAAUUGGGGAGAGAGUAUUGCUGCUGUUUAGAGAGGAUACAGGCUACAGAGGCAGAUGAGAAAGAUCUUUCAAUGCCCAGGAUGGCUCCUCUAACAAAGCGCUUUCUGGCUGCACAUGUCAGUAAUACUAAGGUGGAGGAGAAACACUAACAGAUAAUAGAGGACCCUGAAAGAGGACAGUGUCUCUCCUUUCAUGCUUGUAAAAAUGGACAAGGACACAGAGCUAAGGUGAUUACAGUUAAGUAAGGAAACCUCAACAAACAGACUUAGUUACUGGAGCUUCAUUUUCACAAUGGUGUGGGGAACAGGUGCAUCUUGUUAGAGGGUCGGGAGGCUCUUGUGCCCAUAGCAGGGAGCACCGGGGUUGUACUGGGAGCAGAUAGCUCUUUACCUCCUCUCCUCCGUACAAUACAAUUAUUUCCAGUAAUAAUCAUAUAAUUAAGAGAGUGGUAAUUAAUGGCCAGGAAACCAGACAUUUUUUUUCUUUAAUUGAGUGUCAUAUUCAUAAUCAUGUCAGUAACAUAAAUAAAUAAAAUAAACCAGGAAAAGAGUAGUAGACUGAUAGUUUUUAAUUACAUGAAUGCAUUUUUAAAGGAAAAAACUCAGACCUGUACACCGGUCUGCUGCAAGAAGAAAUAAUAAUAUUAUCGAUUUUAUGUUUGUCCCUUAAGUUUUGUAAAUUUAUUAAUGACUUGCACCAAAAUGGGCCUUCUUUGAAUAUUCAUGCCAGUGGACUGCAUAGGUUUGUUAAGCUGUUUUUCAUGUACAGAUGAUUAGAGAACUUUUUGUUAUCCUAAUUUUAAAACUUUCAUUCACAGAAAGCGAUAGGUUUAUCAGUAGGAAUUUUAAUAUUGACAGGAAGGUGGUGGCAGAGAUGCAGCUCAGGGUGGUGGCACUUGCCUGCAAUCCCAGCUCCCCAGGAGCCUGAGGGACAAAGAUCACAAGUUGGAGAACAGCCUGGAAAACUUAGUGAGACUUUGUCUCAAAAUAAAAUAAUAAGGGUCAGAGUACAACUCAGUCAUAAAGUGCCCCUAGAUUUGACCCUUGGCAUGGCCAAAACAAAACAAAAAACACAAGAAAAUACCCAUUUCCUAAUAAAUUCCCAAGAUUACAACAUUGCCCAUACCUCUGUUUCUCUUAAGAAUCUAUUCUAGCAGCUGUCUAAAGUCUCCACAGCUGAAAAUUUCUGCUAAAAGAUCUUGCAUAAUCUCUACUAGAUUUGGAAAAAAAAAAACUUCUUCUGCAAAAAGAGGAAAUGAUUGAAUAAUAAAGAACUUUGAUUUUAGCCCCUUUGAAAUCACUUCAGACACCGUUUAUGCUGACACCCAGGCCUGACCGCCACGCCAGUCCAGAUCUUGGUUUGCAUCUGCUCAGAGGACAGCAGGAGGCAUUGAGUGUCACUGUUCAGGGGAAAGGUCUCAGUGACAAGGCAGGCUGUGUUGAAGCACAGUGUUUCAAGUAAUUAGAUUUCUUUUCUUUUAGAAAAUUUUUUUUAUUUUAUAAAGCUCUGCAGAAAGAAUAUGAAAACACAGAAGCACAUUUAAAAAACAAAGAGCACAUAUUGGAUUAGUUAGGAUUAGGUUUGGUUGCAAUCCGUAACCUCCAAUUUCUGCUGUCAAAGAUGCUGACAUCCUUGUGGAAGGGACUGCGUUAUGGGCAAAUGUAUUUAAACCACAUUGUAGGAAGUUAGCCUUCGAAAGAGAGGGACGGGGGGUGGGGAGAGCUUGGUUUGGCAUGGAGUGAAGCUCAGAGGACACAGCCACGGCUUCCAACUAGGAGACCAGAGAAGAUCCCAUGGUGAAUUUAAAUGUCUUGAAGAGAGGGCAGGACUCAGAUAUGGAAAGGUUACGCUUAGUCCUGGGUGACGGUUGAUGUAAGGGAUGGGGGCCUUCAGGUCUGUUUCUCCACCUGCAAAACAAGAAUCAGGCUAUCUUUCACCUUUAAAGCCACCCUGGAAAAUUGCAACAAGAGUGACAGGGUGUUGUGGUGAACAACUUGGCCUAGGAGACAGGGGUUUCCGUACUGUGAUUGCGCGUAGCUGUGUAGAACAUGCGGUAAGUCAUAUUUCUUCUCAAGGCCGCAAGGCUCUCCUCUGGAAAAUGAAAGGCUUUGCAGAUGGAAUAUAGUACAUGCACCAUCUGACUCAGACAUUACUGUGUGAUCCUACAAGCACUCUGGGGGUUGGUUUCUGCCAGUGACAAACGAGCAGGCUACCUGCUCACACAGACUCCUUAGUGAAUGGUCUUGGGACCAUGGUGGGCAUCAGGCCCGGGAGAUCUAGGCUCCUGUCUGGCCUUCCUGUCCCUACCCAUUGCCUGGGGCUUUGCGUCUCCAUCCUAGCUUUCCCUAAGGACACUCUCAAGUCUCACUCACAUCCUCCUCCACCUCCACGGCACACACAAGGGAGGAGAAUAAAAAGGGGAAGGAGGAGAGGAGCGGAGGUGGAGAGAGAGGGAGAUGAGAGAGACGGAGGGCCGGGGGACCACCCCAGUACCCAAAUAGCCUGAAUCCAAGGUUCCUGCUGCGAACUGUGAGACCAAGGGAAGUUUUCUCCUUUGUGCUCACCCACCCCCGUCUCCUCUCCUAAAUUAUCUCCAUUUCUGAGAUUCAUCUUCAUUCAAAAGAAAGAAAAGACUUUGGUCUUUUAAGGGUACUUUUUCCUGAGGCUUUUCUGUGCCUCCGCUUCCUCUGUAGUUCUGGGGAGGCCGCAGGGGAGAAAAGGACCUGAAAGGACUGUGACAAGUUUUCUGCAGUGCUGCCCAGGUGAGGGCUGGAGACAGGGAGGGACACCCCUGUGCUGUCCCAGAAGCCUUGUCAAAGCACACUCAUUUUCUGGCUUGAAAGCCAGAAACAGAAAAGUUAGAAAGAGGAGCACCAGGUUGCAGGAGGAGGAGGAGGAGGAGGAGGAGGAGGACAACAUCCAUUUUGGGAAAGAAAGUCCUAUGUCAUAUGGAGUCAAUUGAGCCCUGGCUUCUCCUGCAUGGACCAGAAUCUUCAGGUAGAGAAGAACCAGGAUGUAGGCUGAGUCAGCAAAUUCCUGUCAGAGAAAUUUGCUUUUAAAACUUUAUUCAGAAUUAUUUAGUUAUAACUGGAGACAUUGGAGUAUGUCUGCAGGCGACUGAGGAGGCACAGGCCACUCUUCCCAGCCCACACAGAACUGGGCUGUGGUCCACAGACACCCUUGGGGACACACAGAGGGCGAGACACACUCUGAGCCUCGGGACAGCCUCACCAUCCCCAGAUCUUUUUCCUUGUUUGUUCUACACUGAGUAUCUCCCAGAGUUACCGAAAGGGCCAAAAUGAAAAAGAGAUGAGGGAGUGUUCAGCUGUGUAGUGAUGUUCAGACAUGGUAGAUCCUUAUGGGAGGAGACCAUCCUCCUUCCCUUCUUCCUUUUCACAGGAGAAGCUCAUGAGGGGACCCUCGCCCUCUUUCCUUGCUGUACUUCCUCCCAAGUCACAAGAUUCUGCCAAGAGAAAUGACAGCACUGACUAGUGGGGGGAAAAAACAUGGAAAGUGACUGGCCUUGCGAGUCAUCCUGGAAGUCAGUGAUAUCUACUUCCAAGGUAAAAUCACAUACUUCCCAGCUGGCUAGGAACUCCAGCUUCACCUAAAGAGCAGUGGCCUCUCCUCUUUUGUAUUUUGAGUCCCAUUCCCAGUAGGGGCUUCAGAACCCAUUUCCCUAUAGUGCUUCUACCUAGAAGAGGCUCUGGGCAUUGCACUCUAUUUGUGUGGUAGGGGCGCACACAACUGGAAGAGCUGUGUCAGCAAAGCACUCACUCUGGCUUACUGGACUAUAUGCAGAGUUGGGGUGGUUUUUUGGAAAUCAGUGCUGAUUAAGGAGAUACAAAAAAGUCCAUGAUGUUUGAACAAUCUUCCAUUCUUCUAUCUGGUAAUCUGAGCAACGCAGUUGAAGAUAACA